Messenger RNA from Leptosomus discolor (cuckoo roller), 1180 nucleotides. NCBI's taxonomy places the organism in Eukaryota, Metazoa, Chordata, Aves, Leptosomiformes, Leptosomidae. The record is from RefSeq and is a predicted model, not a curated record.
GUUCAGUGUGGUGACUUCCCUCAUCUAUUGGUGUAUGGACCAUCAGGAGCUGGAAAAAAGACAAGAAUAAUGUGUUUGUUAAGGGAAUUAUAUGGUGCAGGAGUAGAAAAACUGAGGAUUGAGCAUCAGAGUAUAACGGCACCUUCUAAAAAGAAAAUUGAAAUUAGCACCAUUGCAAGUAAUUAUCACCUUGAAGUUAACCCAAGUGAUGCGGGAAACAAUGACCGUGUAGUAAUUCAGGAACUCUUGAAGACAGUAGCACAAUCCCAACAGCUUGAGACAAGCACUCAACGAGAUUUUAAAGUGGUGCUGUUAACAGACGUUGACAAACUAACUAAAGAUGCUCAGCAUGCUUUGCGAAGAACAAUGGAGAAGUACAUGGCGACCUGCAGGCUGAUCCUCUGCUGCAACUCCAUGUCAAAAAUUAUAGGACCUAUUCAAAGCAGAUGCCUGGCUGUACGAGUGCCUGCUCCCAGCAUUGAGGAUAUCUGCCAUGUCUUGUCCAGUGUGUGUAAGAAAGAAGGCCUGACUCUUCCUCAGGAGCUGGCUCAAAGGCUUGCAGAGAAAUCUGGCAGGAACCUUCGGAAGGCACUGCUUAUGUGCGAGUCCUGCAGAGUACAACAGUAUCCUUUUACUGCUGAUCAAGAUAUUCCUGAGAUGGACUGGGAAGUUUAUUUGAGAGAAACUGCAAAUGCUAUUGUUGGUCAACAGACACCGCAAAGGCUUUUAGAGGUCCGUGGACGGCUUUAUGAACUCCUGACACACUGCAUUCCUCCUGAGAUUAUAAUGAAGGGUCUCCUGACAGAACUUCUAAAUAAUUGUGACGGACAACUGAAAGGAGAAGUUGCACAGAUGGCAGCCUUCUAUGAACACCGCUUGCAACUUGGCAGCAAAGCCAUUUAUCAUCUGGAAGCAUUUGUUGCAAAGUUUAUGGCAAUUUACAAGAAGUUUAUGGAGGAUGGACUAGAUGACAUGAUGUUCUAAUGAUAAUGCCCAAAGUCAUAAUAGAAUAUUGUGUCAUGAUGCCAGUGAUGUUGCAAAUGUUGUCUGCUUGUCCGUACUUGGUUGCAUGUGGGUCUAAUUCAAAGUCAAAGAUUUUAUUUUGAUAUUAAUGGAAAACACAGUGAACUAAAGAGUGAUGUUUGUUCGGUUUUAGAAACCAGAUGGAUUGGUUGACAGC